GACGUCACUUGGUAUUUGACACGUUCAGGUGAGACGUGUUUUUUUCGCACAUGCGCGCUCUGACUCGGCUUCCGUAGUGAUCGAGUGUUUUGUUUGUGUCCGCCGCGUCACUUCCGGGUUUAAGUCGGAUCCGUUCACGCCGGGUGGGAACAAACCUCCACAUCGCUCACGCACAGCGAGCGCGUGUGGUCUCGUGCUCUGUAACCGUCACGAGCCUGAGCAUUUGGAUCGCGUGGAGACGACGACGCACGCGCAGGGUUGAGACAUGUCCGCCGCCUUGCACGCGCAGCUGGCCGCCAUCAUGGAGGUGCUGGCGAACGCGGCGGUGGCGGAGAUCUGCGAGCUGGUGGACGGAGGCUACUCGCUGCUGCAGCUCGAGAUCUCGCGGAGCCGCAAAGAAAACGAGGCUCUGCGCAGGAAGCUGCGGCUCGUGGAGCUGCGCGCCGCCCGCGCGACCGCACUGCGCGCCGCCGUGGCCGCCAGCGGCGCCGCGCUGCCGCACGCGAGAGGCCGCGCUCGAGCGCAGCCGCCUGCUCGUCACCAAGGCAACGACCCGAGGGGGAACCGAGCACCAGCAGGUGAAGUGGUGGUGUCGGGGGGGGCUCCUCAGGAAGCGCUCCCUGACUCUGGACAGGACACCGCUCCAGUAACGCCUGCUGCUGUUGAAUCGGUCGUCCUGACGAUGGCGGUGAUCAAAGUGGAGGACGACAGCGAUGACGAGUCCUGGUCCCAGUCCGAGCAGAGCACUGUUUUUUGUCGUGUUGUUGAAGAACAGAAGACGGAGACAGAACCUUUGCACCCGCUGACCGAACAGGAAGCGGCAGGCGAAGGCCCAAACACCCCGAACACCAGCCGGGGGCUCGAAGCCGGCAGUUAUGAAUGUCUGAUGUACGAGCCACAGCUCCAACAUGGCCCCCGCGCUACCCAGAAUCCUCCGAGGGAGAAUCCCGGCUGCUCGUACGUGUUGAACACCAGUGAGUUGAGUGUUUCCGAUUCGGGCAGCAGCAGCAGCUUUACUUUCAACGCCAGUGAGACGAGCCCGUCUGCAGCAGAGCUCCAGCAGCCCGCAGUGUUCAUAGACAACCAGCAGAGGGCGCCACUAGCCACAGACAAGCCUCAACAGCCAGUGAGAACAGAGGUGACGGAGAGACGGGCUGCUUUCAUCAGGAGGGACAGGUGGAGACAUCAGGGUCGGGUCAGCAGAGUUGCGGUCCAGAGCGGAGAGGACGGCGGGGGGAAGUCGUUUGUGUGUAACUGCUGCGGUAAAACUCUGGCCUGCCUGAAGAACCUAAAGACCCACAUGAGGGUCCACACCGGCGAGAAGCCAUUUGUCUGCUCGCUAUGCGGCAAGCGCUUCUCCGACUCCAGCAACUUGAAACGCCACCAGAGCGUCCACACCGGAGAGAAACGCUACGGCUGCGUCCACUGCGGCAAACGCUUCGCUCAGUCGGGCUCUCUGAAGGUCCACAUGACCGUCCACACAGACUGUAAACAGUUCAGGUGUUUGUACUGUGGCAAGACGUUUAUAUCAGGCAGCCACCUGCGACGACACAUCACUGUCCAUGCAGGAGACAAACGAGGGCCGCCGACAUUACAGGGACAAUGAUGGUGGGGGGGUUAAAGGUCAGGGGUCAGAUCCCAGUGGAGCCACACGUGCAGUGAAUGGACAAAACAACAGACCAGACCUGAACAGCUGCUGAGCAUCUGUGGAGCUGGAUUUCAGAUCUGGUAUCAACAUGUGGUUUUCUGGUGGGAUCAGAUCGCUAUCCGACCCGAGUCGGCCCUGAUGGCGUCAUUUGGAGUCAGAGUCUGUGCAGCGGUGAUCGGGGGAUCGAGCCGCUGUACCAAGGUCCCGCCCAUGCACAUGAUCUACCUAUCAGGAGUCAGUCUCAGCUGUCAAUCAUGAAAUCUCAGCCUGUUUUAUAUCAACUGAUCAGAAACACUUGAACAAACAUCGGUGAAAUAAGAACAACAUGAACUGACAGAAACAUUUAUUUAACGUCUACUUUGAUUGUUUUAGUUUGAUCCCAUCAGCUAACAUGGAGGAGGCUGGGUUAAUGACCUGUAUUGCUGCCAGCCACAAGGGGGCGAUGGACAUUCUGGAGGAACUGAAGUACAGAGGUCACAGAAAUACACUGGUUUCCUUUUAACAAGGUUUUAAUACAUGAUAAACUCUGACUUUAACUUAGAUAAAACAAAACAAUGCACCAAGUACUGUAAAUGUUAAAUCCUAAAACCCGGCGCCAUCAAAAGGCCAACAGAGAAACUACUACUGUUUGUUCAUUUAGACCACAGGUAGCCAACACGGUGACCGUGGGCCCCUGGUCGCCCGCAGGGACCCCGCGAGUCGCCCGCAAGGCAUGCUCUAAAUUAAAAAAAGUCAAACUGCCAUCUCACUCUAUGCUGAGACAAGCUAGCGGGAGCAGCAACGAUGGCGAGCUAGAUGUGGUUUUUACCCCCAAACUAAAGAAAACAUGGCAGAAAAGCGAAAGAAAACAUUCUAUUUUCAUAAUGAUUGGGAGGAAGAGUUAUUUUUUACGACAGUGAAAGAAAAAUGUGUGUGUCUCAUUUGCGGGGCAACUGUUGCGACGGCAAAGUGGCACAAUGUGGAGCAGUGGUCGCCAACCCGUCGAUCGCGAUCUACCGGUCGAUCUGCCAGUCUUCACUGUCGAUCCCACGAACUCUCUGGACUCUGUCUGUCGUCGCGCCGCAGAUCAGCUGUGUGUCGGUUGUCUGUGUGUCGGUUGUUUGUUGUUCACACGCGCCGUGUGUCCGCUACUGGCGGCGGAGCUGCUGGUUUAUCUCCUGCAUUUCCUUCAAUACAAGUCGGAUUAUGUAGGAGACUAGAUGUCAGGACUCUCCGGUCUGAAGACGAGCAUCUUCCGGUCUGUGGAUAACAAUCAAAGCCCCGUUGGAACAAAUGAGUGGAUUCAGAAGGUGAAACGCUGGAGUGCUUUUACUUUGAAACGGGUUCGGAAAGUGUUGUAAAUACAUUUGUGUC
Messenger RNA from Hippoglossus stenolepis (Pacific halibut), 3001 nucleotides. RefSeq names its product zinc finger protein 324B-like. The transcript has 4 exons. Gene Ontology annotation, cellular component: nucleus. NCBI's taxonomy places the organism in Eukaryota, Metazoa, Chordata, Actinopteri, Pleuronectiformes, Pleuronectidae. The record is from RefSeq and is a predicted model, not a curated record. Bases 266 to 1606 code for a protein of 446 amino acids.